CAAAAGGUCCGCGUGCAGCAAACUCCGCAUCAGAGUGCGAUGGAAUGUGUCCAUUUUGUGCAACGUUUUUCUCUCAACUCUCCAAAAUACACACUAGAUGAAGAAGUACAUUUGUGAAUAGCCAUGUCCAGUUUGGCCAACCCAGCACUGCCUUCCCAAGGUCCGAUCUUAAUGCAACCUCCAGGGAUUUCAUCUUCACUGGAUGGCGUUGACGGCAACGUUGACCAAAGAAUUUUGAAGAGAAGAGCAGAUUCUGAGUCUGAAAGCGACUCGGACACUUCUUCGGAGGAGGAGGAAAGUAGCGACGAUGACAAACACGUGGCUGAAAAUCCGAUACUCAAGGAGCGUCUCAAGCAACUAGAUCGAUAUGCUACACGCAUACAUCAUACAACCCACUCUCCCAAUCCAGUCGUAGACCCUAUUACGAUACCUGCUCUUUAUAACACUAACUUACCUGUAGCCGAGUGCACAAACAACAAUGGCUCGUUGUCUGCGCAUGGCAAAUCCAGUGGGCCGUCUGAGCUCGCUGACAGCAGUUCAACUCCUUCCGAAUAUCGUUCUCAUCAAUUAUCUGUUGCUGAAUCCCCAAACCCUUGCAGUGGGCCGGCUUCACUGAACACAUCGGUCACUCCAAAACAUAAUUUUUCUCCUCCCUACGGAAUACUUACGAGUGCUGCCAAUUCCGGACCGGCUUCACAGAGUGACCAGCUGGGUAACAUUCCUGCCUAUCAGAAGUAUUCUGGCAACUUUUCAUGCAAACCAGCAGAACAAUCCAUGGGCUAUUCUCUUCCAUCACAGAUUGAUAACCCGAGUUUACAUAGGAUACCAGGUGGUGACUACACCGAGGAAGAUAACCAGGAAUUUGUGUGUGAUGUCUGCAAUGCUGUCUACUCAAAUCGUUCUUCUCUACGCAGUCACAUGAAGAAGCAUAUUAAUCAUGUCACGAAGCGCCAUCAAUGUGACCAAUGCCCAUAUUCUACCCAGUAUGGUAAGAAUCUGUUCAAACACAUGGAGUCUAUGCAUAUGACGGACAAAGAGGGGCAGUAUCACUGCGGUGAAUGUUCUCGUAGAUUCCCGAACGAAAUGUCUCUCCGUGAUCAUGAGUGUACUAUGUCGCAGUGCAGCUCUUAUCGUUGUCCUGAAUGUGGCCGAGUUUUUAAGACAAAGUUGCGCCUGAAGUAUCAUGCUGAUAUUCAUAACCCACGAAAACCAUAUGUAUGUGAUGUCGAAGGUUGUGAUAGAGCUUUCCGUACCCCGAAGUAUCUGAAGAACCACCGAGAUGAAUUUCAUCGUAUGCAACCCAAAAACUACUUGUGUCCCGUUGAGGGAUGCGAUCUAAUAUUUCAUCGGAAGACCCACCUCAAGCGUCAUAUCGCUACACACGACGAAUCUGAAAAGAAAUACCACUGUCAAUGGCCAAAUUGUCAGCGACGAUUUUGCAGUGAGGAAACCUUGAAUCUGCACUAUCGGAAACAUACUGGUGAAAAACCCUUCAAUUGCGCCCUCUGCCCAUUCAGCUGCUACAAUAAGCCGAGUCUAAAUGAACACUACCGACUACAACAUGCAAAAGAUGCCAAUGUAGAAGGGCCGUACAAGACAUUCAGCCCACAAUUUAGCAGCCCUCAACGACUAUCUGUGAGCAGCUUUGGUAUGGGUGCUCAUGUCGAGGGAAACAAUGCAAUCCAGGGUAGAACCUCCACUCCUGUUCCUGUGGUGCGGCAUCGAAUGGCUGAUAUUCUGGAAUCUUGUGGGCCACAGCCUCCGGGACCGUUGGAUGCCGAAAUCAAUGGAAUUCUCGACAGUCUAGAUAAAGAGUCAGACCUUCCGGACCUUUUCAACUCUGGUACUUUUGACUUUGAACAUUCUAACCAGGAAGCGCCGCCAUUUCGAAAUCACAAUCAUCCUUCUGCAACUAGCCAUUUGUCACCAACUCACGAACGCGGUGUUGGACAUUCCUCAGGUGGUCACGACUUCCUCUUACACAACAGGACUGAGGCAGUCAAUGGUCCUACUUCUUCUGGUGAUCCGUCGUUGACAACCAUACUAACCACCGUGCUCACAGAACUACAACAGGCUGAGGCAUCAGGAUCGGUAGAGGAAUUCGAACGUGCCAAAACUAACGCUGUUAAUUCCCUUCCAACUUUUAGCACGGGCACAAGACUGGGUGAACAGAUCGAUUCAAUAAUGGAUGACAUUUUGGAUGCCAUCAUGAACCAACCAUUUCAGGUGACGCGAUCAAUGUUUUUCUCCUCCAAGUCAUUCACUAGAGACGAAUCUCACAUGAUUGAGUCACUGGAGCAGCAACUACUAGCCGAUACACCCCUUAUUGCCCCGACGCCACCGCGGAGGCGUGGGAGACGACCGAAACUCCAACAACAACUUCAGCCUUUUCUUGAACGCAUCUUUUCACUUGAAAGUAGUACAGCUGAGGCAAUGUCGGCUCAUCUGGUUAACGUUGCCCAACAGGAACGCAACGCAACAUUUUAUAGCAGCUUCUAUCAACCCGUAGGUUUCCCUCGGAGCCGGGGUCGCGGACGAGGAUGUCGUCCCCGUGGUGGCACUGGUCGACCUUUAUCCCUGACGCUGCGUCUUCUUUCUGACGAUACUGCAUCGCGUGCUGGCCAGGGAGUUUAUCGGGCUCAAGGCAUGGGUGUUCGUGGAGCGCUGGUCAACAGACGAAUUCGAGGUGGAAUUCGAGGAAGAUAUCGUAUUGAACGCCCCUCAUCCAGUCUGGCACACUCAUUCCCACCAACGUCCGACGACAGUACUGGGCUCCCGGGAGUAAAUAUGGCGUCGCAUCUGUCCCCUUCAACAAUAUCUCGACAAAAUGAAACCCGUCAAAUCACCUCCGCCCAUGGAAGCAACCUUAGGUCCACUAACCUCUAUGCAGAAAACUGUUCCUCUCCGCAUGAUGAGAUGCAUGAUGCUUCCAUGCAGCUUCGAGCGAUAAGAAAAUCUGCCGAUUCUGACGAGGAACUUGAUGAACUAGAAGAGGCAGAUGAAUGUGAUGAAGAUGUUUCGAAUGUUGGGUACAACCUACCCGAAACGAAAACGAACUCAGAGUCCCAUAUCAGGCAAGCUAAUGUUGACGUGUGUUCUGAAAUGAAUCGAAACAAGAUGUCCAACUCUAGCUCAUAUCAGAGGGAAAAAGAAUCUGUUAACCAAGAUGCAUUAGGUGAAAUGCUAGAAGACCUGGGUGUGAUUGUUAAACGCAUCGGUGAGCGCGCUGCGGCCCGAAACCAGCCACAUGCACAAGACAGUCCUAUGUACAACCAGCCGCUCAACCUUGCUGAAUAUGCCGGCGGAGAUAGGCAGUCCGAUUGUUCCGUCGCCUCUUUGCUUCUGGGCGCAACCAAAACGACGAGGACACGAACGGAUAACCACGUCCCCUCUGUUCAACUUCCUUCCAUGGCAGCACUAGCCUCAGGUAGUGUGGGAACUCCUGCAAGUACUGGUGGCAGUACACCUGGGUGUCCACCAAACGCAGAUUUUCAUUCGCACUCCCCGCGCUUAUCCUCAUCCAGUCAUCCUCAACAUCCAUCCUCCGUUCCUGGAUCCCGACUGUCUAAUCAGUCAAACACUCCUUUAUCGGAUCUGAAUGCCAGCAACAUUGAGAGUACCACGCCAGGUCCGCAAAACCAAUCCGUUUCUCCAAAUGACUACAAAACACAACCAGCCGAGUAUCAAAGGUCCGCUCCUAUGUGGUCAUGCGAAUCAAUGUGCUGUCCAACCACUCGCGAGAAUUGCCUCAUCUCCCCCGAACAAGUUGAUCCUAACGGGACCUAUUCUCCUAUGGCACCCGGAUCUGUCAGUGCUGGUACACACAUGUACAAUAAGGAGGAAAAUGCUGACACUACACAAUCCUAUCACCCAACUGAUUUGAGUACAAGAAUGCUUAGCUAUGACCCGGACCAGCGUUCACCAAUGUCACCGAAACUCCAUCCAAAUCUUGCUGAUACUGAACGAGCCACUUUGCAAACCAAACCCGGCGUGUUCCAGCCUUACCCCGUGCAUUUUUCUUCUGAUUCUACUGCAAUGGGUUCCCUUAUGUCCGCUGUUGAAGCAGUAGAUCAUUUGCGGUCCCUAUCUGCGCUUGGGGCCAAGUACACUGCGUCUCUCAGUCGAAACGAAGAUGAGAAAUCCGGACAGUCGUAUUCGCAGUUCCGGCUCCCUGGUUAUCAGUACACCGGACAGCGCCAACAACCCAAUGUCGCAUCACCACCACCACCGUCCCAUCGCAUGGACUCAACUUCCCCUGCAGCUGCGCAUGGUCAACCUCAGCAUUAUUUGACCGACAUGUUUACCUCGUCCCACAUGCCGUCCGCUUUGAACAACUUACUUUGCCGUGAUCGGAAAGGCGAUGGAUCAACUCCUGCCUCUUUAGGACCAGUUGGUUCCGCAGCGCAGAGCAGUUCCCCUACUCGGUUAGAAUUUCCUCCACAUACGAACCCCGGAUCCGCCGGAACAAUGACUGGAGCCUACUCUCCGUAUCAUCCCUCAAGCAUAUCAUCACGAUGCUCAAGCCGAGGGCGAAACGAGCUUUGUGGUGGUACUGGUCCUGCUACUGGAGCGAGUUAUCCUUUGGCAACAACCUCCACCGCUUCCGCAUGUUCUUCCACCUCCUCUUCCUCAUCUUCAUCCGCCCGUUCCUAUCUUCAGGAAUUAUAUCAACAGCAACAACAGCAGCAGCUACAGAGAGAACAGCACUACCAACACCAUCAUCAACAACAGCAACAACAACAACGUAGCGUGAAGUCACCGGUAAACAAUUUGACCACUCGUCAGUUAUUAUCGGAGGCAGCCGCUACAGCAUAUGCCCAUGGAUUAGGUCGAUGUGACGGACAGAACUUCGGUGGCAGCGGAUUGUCGGUACCAGGUGUACAUCAAAUGAACCAUGCGAAUAACUCACCCCGACACAGUAGCUACUCACAUCACACAGGAAACGCAUUCUCUCCCACCCAAUAUAAUCGUUACCAUGCUUCGGAAACAAACAGUUAUACACAUCCCAACGCGCAUUCAGAAGUCACAGAACACGGAUUUCACGCUGGAGACUUUGGGACCAAUGGGUUCCCCUAUAUGGGUCAGCAGGAUCCAUACAGUUUGUAUCAACAGCAACUUCGACAGUCUUCCCAUGCGCAUCACAUGCUAUCGCGAUCAAUGGAGCACUCACAACCUCAGACGGCAACUCAACUAGCUCACUCCAUUCAUGAGGUCUCUGGGCUGGCUGCAGCAGAGGCAGCAGCUGCGGCUGCCUACGCUUACCAUCAAUACCACCAACAGCAGCAGGCACAUCGACAUGGAUUAGCUGCACACGCGUCCAACGCACACUCUCACUAUCAGAAUCUCUUAAGUCCCACAUCGCGGGGCUACUACCCUGGCCAGUUGGACGAACACCUAUCCCCUCGUGAUCUCGCACUCUAUUCAGCGCAAGCAUCUGAAAGGCGCGAUCCCAAAUCCGCCUACCUAGCCGAAUCGUACCGCAGCUCACACGGUGCCGCGUCCGGCCGUUUUCUAUUCUGAGUUCGCACUACUUACAAGUAGUUCACUCAAUAUGUAAAUUUCAAGCCUGCAGCUGACUGUGAAAUAUAUGCGCCAUCGGCGCCAGAUUUCUCGCAUUAACUUUUUGAACUACCUCGUCCUUCUUCAGCUGUCCUCCUCCUCUUCCUGGUUCUUCUGACUCUGUUUUUCUUAUCUUUGCACGUCCACUGAAAAAAGAACGACUGCUGUAGGAAGCGAAAUGAGUUGGGCAUGCACCUGGAGCAUUGAUGUCACCCACGAAAUUUAGAGGAACACAGCAAUCUAAUGUACUGCUGUUACGUGCAAUAUUCCGCUUGUCGUUUUUUCUAAUUUUUCGCACAAAUUGGUGGCUCGUUACUUAACGCAGAUUCGCCAAACUCUGCGUCCUGGAUUCUUUUAUACAUAUAGAUAGCUCGUGAACGUUUUUCGGGAAUAGCCAAGUUUAACGUAACUUGCCACAAAGCGUCUUGCUCAUUGUUAAUAGCACCCAUCUCCCCUUCUGUCUUUGAACCGCACGUUGUAUAUAUACCCUCUUGUUCUUUUCUAACAACAAGUUUAUUGUCGGAAAUUGUGUCACCAGUAAAUUCCACCCUCCCAAAACUACCAUGUCGUCGCUAACUCCAAGAACAUAGUACCUUCAGUCAAAGUGUUACAGCCGAAGGGCCAAAUUUCAACUUGGAUCUUGGCCCCGGUGUAGCAUGACUUGUGUGUGCUGGCUAACCAGAUUUCUGGGAGCGGCCAUGGAGACCUUUAUGCUCGCAACGUUUGAUGUAACUCCUGACCUAAACCCACGUCACGUUUCAUCAUCCUACGUAUUUUGCCAACUAUGAAUUGGAUAUAUUUUUGCCAUUGUUUUGAUCUCGACGUCGUCCACUACUCUCUCUCUCUAUGCGAAAUUUUCAUUUCAUUACUGCAUGCUACUUCAUUUUGUUCGUG
This is a messenger RNA of Opisthorchis viverrini, 6453 nucleotides long. RefSeq lists its product as hypothetical. Gene Ontology annotation, cellular component: nucleus. Gene Ontology annotation, biological process: regulation of transcription by RNA polymerase II. The coding region runs from base 124 to 5520 and encodes 1798 amino acids. Gene Ontology annotation, molecular function: DNA-binding transcription activator activity, RNA polymerase II-specific; RNA polymerase II cis-regulatory region sequence-specific DNA binding. The record is from RefSeq and is a predicted model, not a curated record. The transcript has 5 exons. Lineage: Eukaryota; Metazoa; Platyhelminthes; Trematoda; Opisthorchiida; Opisthorchiidae.